Anoplopoma fimbria (sablefish) is the source of this 992-nucleotide messenger RNA. RefSeq names its product RNA binding motif protein 8A (gene rbm8a). Lineage: Eukaryota; Metazoa; Chordata; Actinopteri; Perciformes; Anoplopomatidae. Gene Ontology annotation, cellular component: nucleus; exon-exon junction complex; cytoplasm. Bases 12 to 569 code for a protein of 185 amino acids. The record is from RefSeq and is a predicted model, not a curated record. The transcript has 6 exons. Gene Ontology annotation, molecular function: mRNA binding. Gene Ontology annotation, biological process: RNA splicing.
UGGGCUCUUGUAUGCGAACACAGACGACACAGACAGGCAUCAUGGCGGACGUGUUGGAUCUUCAUGAAGCGGGAGGAGAGGACUUUCCUAUGGAUGAGGAUGGUGAUGAGAGCAUCCACAAGUUAAAGGAGAAGGCCAAGAAGAGGAAAGGACGAGGCUUUGGCUCAGAGGAAGGAGCGAGGUCCAGAAUCAAAGAGGACUAUGAUACUGUGGAGCAGGACGGGGACGAGCCAGGCCCUCAGAGAUCUGUGGAGGGCUGGAUCCUGUUUGUGACAGGUGUACAUGAAGAGGCCACAGAGGAAGACAUCCAUGACAAGUUUUCAGAGUUUGGAGAAAUCAAGAACCUGCAUCUGAACCUUGACCGCAGAACAGGUUACCUCAAGGGAUAUGCACUGGUGGAGUAUGAGACGUACAAAGAGGCCCAGGCAGCCAUGGAAGGGCUCAAUGCCCAGGACAUGAUGGGUCAGCCUAUCAGUGUUGACUGGGGAUUCGUCAGAGGGCCUCCCAAGAACAAGAGGAGGACUGGCGGACGUAGACGCAGCAGAAGCCCGGACAGGAGGCGGCGUUGAGUACAGCAGUCGUCACUGGCUUGAGGGGAUGUCCGUCACUUUGUCGGGCAGUUUAUAAUCCUCAUCUUCUCAUAAGAAACUUUUUGUACAGUAUUUUUGUUGUAUGGCAUCUAGUUGUGCAAUUUUAAAAAUAUUGGGAUAGGGAGAUAAUCUUCUUAAAAGAUGAAUAACAAAGAACCAAUUGGCCAAACAGCAGCAUUUUCAAUUUUCUAUUAAUUGCUUAUGCUGCUUUAAAUUGCAACGGAAGGAUCCAUUCAGCUCCGUCAGUGAAAACUGAUUUUACUUUAAACACCAACCUGUACUUUGCAGGUCCCUAAAAAAAAAUAAAAAAUAUCUUGUUUCAGUUUUCUCAAUGUUACAUGCAUUUUGUUGUUCUUUUUUUUUUUAUAUAAUACUUGGGGUGGGGAAAUUAAACUUUUUAAA